CUGAGUUUGAACUUGUGUUUUCCUUUAGUCUUUGUCAUCUCAGAUUCACAAACGCAGACACACACAUACACACAAAUAUACUGGGUGUCAUAUUGAGGGACGCCGAGCGAGUGAGGACAACAUGCUCUGCUUAAAAGCUGCAGGGGAUGGGGACAGUAAGUGGUCUGUUCACUACACUACCCAGAAGCCUCAGCAGGGUCUGCGCUUCAUCCCUGGCAAAAGGCGAUCAGGCAGUGCUGAUGACCUGCGAGCAUGUAAUGGGCUGACUCAGCAUGGCUACAGCGGCCCAAGUGGUUCUCAGCCCCACCCCCCCAGCCCCACCCUUCCUCCCUUCUCCGGCAUCAACCAAUCAGACGGAACCACACGACGAGGGUGGAGGGACAAAAGCAGGAAGAUGUCCACAACAUCCUCAGAGGAAGAUGAGAUGUUUAUCUUGAACAACAGGCGACCCCUGACACCACUGGUCCUGAAUCCCGUCCAUCUCACCUCCUGUUGGGAUGAUGAUGACGAGCAAACAUAUGAGCCAAAAGUCGAAAUAGAUAUGGAACCGCCCCCUCGACUUCCAACGCCGGAGGAGAGGAUGAGGCAGCAGGCCGAAGCAGUCGCAGCAGAUAUUGUUCCUAUUAAUGUAACAGGUGAGAGUUUUGAUCGCCAAGCCAGUUUUCGAAGAACACUUUCCAAUGCUGACUCACUAAACCGACGACCCCGGAAAUUGAGCCGACGCAAGACAGUUACUGGGAUACCAGAUAAUGCCCUCCCGAAGUCUCCCUCCAUCUCUGAUGUUCUUCCCGGUCAGUUCUCCACCGUGGGUCGACCUGCAUCUGAAUGUACCUCUCCUCAUCAGCAGAGGAACAUGGAAGUGGAGGAAAAGGGAGAUCUAAGAAAAGAGGAGCAGCUGUCAACAAGGAGAAUCCGAGCCCCUAAAGGAGAGGGAAUGUCCAGCCUCAUGGCCUCCCUUACCUCUUCCCCACGUAUUGGUAGCCAUUCCAGCUCCUGCUGCUCACCAUCCUUGGAGAGCCACACCCUCCCCCGUCCGGCAACCAAUUCCUCCCUGAACUCCGAGGCCAGCUGUAACAGUGUAUCCUACAGGACUCUGAGCACCUCCUCAGCUUGCUACCAGUCACAGGAUCUACAGGGAUUCCCCAGCGAUCUUCACCCCCUGCUGCCCUUUGACCCCACUGCCAGAGUAAUGCCACAGUCUCCUUCCUCCUCCUCUUAUUCCUUUCCCUCCUCACCUGUUAUAUCAUCUGUCCCUGCAACCUCUAGUUGUGCCCUACAAUCAGAGUGGGCUUCCCCCAGUGAUAAGCCCAAUAAUGAGGCCCUUUCUUCCCCCCGCUCUCUUCCCUCUUCCCCAAUCACUGAUUCAGAGACUCAGUUUCAUUACCCAGCACAGGAUGAGCUGAUAGCCACAAAGCAGGACACCCAGUGUUUCUCAGAUGGUGGUUCCUACACUGGAGAGAGGUGGAGCUACAAAACCCUCUCGCCAAGCUCCAGUGUCCACAGUGGAAUUUCCCAGGAAAUGAGAUGUGUUUCUGAUGAAGGUUGGAACUGCGAUCCACUCCUCUCCUCUGGUCGGUCCUCCCCUUCUUGCACUGAUAGCAGCUCCUUGCGUUCAGUGAAGAUGUCCUCUCCCUCGCUAAACCGUGAGAAAAGGAAGUCAAGCACAUCCUCCUGCUACUCUCGUUCUGUCACCCGCAGCAUUUCCCUUCGCAAGUCUAAGCGUCCACCUCCUCCACCAUUGCGUUCUGAUUCAUUGAGGCGACGGCCAGGUCGUAGCAAAUCUUCGCGUUCUUCUUCUAGUCCCAAGGUGGAGCGCAGUCCCCGCCUGGAACACACCAUGCAGCACACACCUGCGUCAUCUCCCCAGAACUUUCAGGACCCCUGGGUGCCCCGAAGCAGCACCAAAAGACGCCAAAGUGGGCUUAACUGUGGAACAGUUUCAACCUUUGAGCCUCUAAACCCAGACUGUCAGGCAUCAACCUCUUCUGACUCUCCUCCUUCCAACCUCGAACUAACUCACCUCAGCCCUGGGUCUCCAGGUUCAGAGGAGGAAGGUCUGACUUUUACUCUCAAUCACCAACCUCCAGCUUCCUCUUCUGUGGCUGGGCUUCAGCGACUUGCUUCGCCCUCCAGUGGGUACUCUAGUCAGUCUAACACUCCAACUCCUGGCACACCAGUGUCUUCACCCCUCAUCCCAUCCUCCCCUCUCACAACAAGUCCUGGAGCUUUCUCCCUCCCCCCAACCUCACCUUUCUCCUCUUCCUGCUUUACCUCCUUCCCCCUCUCCCCUGUCGCAUCCUCCCUGCCUAGGACAAGGUCUCGAGGUGAAGGCAGACCAAAGCCACCAGUGCCAGAGAGGAAGUCUUCACUUUUCUCAUCCCUUUCGUCCUCAUUUUCUUCAACCUCUUCCCUCUCCUCCUGCACCUCCUCAGACUCCUCUGCUAAACAUAUUCAUCUUCCUGCCCCACCACCUCCUCCUCCUCUACUCGAGUCUUCUUUGCUUUCACUUUCCUGCUCUCCCAUUCAUGAAACUCUUCCUCCUCCCCCUCCUCCUCCACUGCAGUCCUGCUCACCUGCUCCUUGUUCUUUCACUAAACUUUCUCUUGUUCCUCUUCCACCAUCAUCCCUUCCUCUCCCCCCUCCACCUCCUCCUCUCCCACCAUUAUCCCUUGCCAGGUCUUCUCCUCUACCUCCCUUCUCCCGGCCUCCUCCUCCCCCCUACUCCUACGCUGUCAGGCAGACUUCCCAUCAUGAUCUGGUAUUUACAGUGUCAUCUUCCACCAACUUCCCUCCUCCCCCAACUUCUCCCCCUCCUCCCCCAUGUUCAGAACUCCCAGACAUGCCAAUUGCUGACCUCCCUCCACCACCACCACCUCCCCCUCUCCCUCCUUUGUCUACUGUCCCCACACCUUUUGCCUCUGUCCUCUCCCGACCAAGCCUGGAGGUGUUUCCACACAAAUAUGGCAAAGCACACCCCUGCCCUCUGGUAACUGCUCAAGCUCUGCAGGACGUCAAACUCCGCUCUAUCAAGAACCAGGAAGUCCUGCCAGCCAAUGCAUCAACUGAUGCUGGCGCUUUGUUAUCUGUUGGUAACCAUGGUAACCAGGAUCUACCAAUCAAAGAAGCUCAACACGACUUGGCUGACUUGACCAAAGGAAACCUUGUUUGCCUAGCCAACACCAGUGUUAAACUAGCCGAACAAGGGUCAGAAAAUGAUAUCUGUUAUGUUGCAAACAAUGAAGAUAAUACAGCUAGUGCAUCCUUGGAUAAUGCUAGCCUUCACAGCCCAGACAAUGCUGAAAUGAAACAACCUGGACAUGAAUCAGGUGAUGAUUUCUUCAAACAAACAAAAACUGAGCUUUUGGCAGAUGAGUCCGAUUUUAACAAUCUUCAAAGCUCACAAAGCAUUAUUCAUAACGCUGCUAGCAAGAGAAGCCUUGGGCUUCAACUGAGGAAUGGUGGAACUCCUCAAUGCAGACAGUCCAAUGAACAGAGAAAGAAAGAUUCAGACAUGUAUGCUACACUAGCUAACAAUGAAAUCUCCAGUUCUGAGAGUCCAUGGGUGAAAAUGUCUUAUGAAACUGGCAAUAACCACAUCAGCACAAUAAGUCAACCUAUGUCUUUCCAACAAAACAUUAUAGGAACAGUGCUAACAGAUGCUAAGCUCACAGAACUUGCAGAGAUUCAAAGAGAAUGCAGAAAAAUGCUGUUAGAGAGCAAAGAGAAAGUAGAGCAAAAUGACAAGAAAAAAUCACAAAUGCAGUCACUCUGUGGUGCUGAUGGAGAUUUGAACCAUGUUGAUAUUAAACACUGUAACAGGGACUUGAAGCCAAGUAGCCCAAGAAAGCUCCACUCUCCAGAGAAGCCAGUUCCACCAAAGAAGCCUGAUCUUUGCAUUCUGGGUCUCACGGCAUCCCGCAACGCCACACGAGAACUCGAUGUGUUGAAGAGCAAUGGACAAAGUACAGCAUUUUCACCAGGGUUCAACAGCCAGUCACAGCUCCCUGCUGAUUCUUUCUGCACACCUUUACUCAAACAUGUGACCCGUAGUCCCCCUUCACCAAAGCACUUGGUGUCCACCAGUGAUAACUCAGUGACACCUGUAUACCCAAUUAACACAACAUCUGCCAAUAUCACCAUGCACUCACCUGCCAGCUCCCCUCAACGGACAAAACCACCAAUUUUGCACAAGAAACCAGACCUCUCACUGACCUCACCCAAAACAACCAAACCACUCUUUCCAUCUAAAACUACAGGAGGGGCUUCCAUAGGGACCUCUGGGACUGGAGGUGCUUCACAGAGUCUGUGCACCACAGCUAGCAGUAGCACCUUGAAAACCAUAGGCACCGGGACCACAAUGGCUCGAAACACUUUGAAUGAAACCUUGGAUACCUUAAAAACCAACUACUCCCUGGGGGCCAUGGGAAUGUAUAGAACCUGUGCCUCCUCAAGGAUCAUGGGAAUGGCUACCUGUAGCACAUUAGGGAACUCAAAGAGCGAAGGAACUACUUCCACAUGGACUGAGGGCACCCAAACUGAAGUAACACACCCCAGUUGUGGUGAUAUUAAAAUAAAACUUUAUCAAGAUGAUACACCAUUUCAGAGGAGAAUGAUGAGGUCAUCACUAGCUGAAGAUGAAGAGGAAGACAUUAAGGAAAGUUUGGAAGAGAGAAGGAUUAACAUGGCAAGGAUGAUGAUGAUGUCAUCCACCACAAAGAAAAAAGACAAAGCAAGGAAAAAGAGGAAGAGAAGGCCAGGCAGGCAGCUGCUAAUGAUGUCAGCAAAAAUGGAACCCUCCCCAUCAUCUUCAUCAUCUUCAUCAUCCUCAUCCUCAUCAUCCUCUUCAUCCUCAUCUGGAGAUGAGAGAGAUGUAAGAAAAGACAGGACACUCCAAAUAAGCCAGAAGAUGAAAGUCACUAAAGUUUGGGACCAAGACACAAGUGACUCUGAAAGCUCCUUCACUUUGAUUGGUCAGAGCAGGUACUCUCUCAGCAGCGCACUGUCCACUGACAGCCUGCGGGGGGAACUGUCACUACCAGACCUUCUGAUACAAGAGCCAGGUGAACAACAAGAGGAGCCUGGAGCUCUGAGAGGAGGAGAAAAGUCAAAGGAGGCUAGCAGUCCCCAGGAUGCUGAUGUGUUUGGCAGCGUUUCGGCAGAUCAGAUGUUCAUCUCUGGUUGUCCGCGAACCACAGAGGAUCUAUUCACCAUCAUUCACAGGUCCAAAAGGAAGAUGCUUGGAAGAAGGGAUCUAGAAGAAGACAAACAUCAUGUCUCAAGCUCCUCCUCCUCCUCCCCCUCCCCUCCGGUGACUCCCACUGACCAGCUAAUGCGACCUGCAGCACUCAAGAGUCAAAGGUCAGCAAGAAGUGAGAGCUUUAAGGCUCUCCUGCUGAGGAAGGGCAGUCGACCUGAUUCUUCAUCUCGAAUCUCAGCAGUUGAGCGACUUCGGAAAGUUGUUUCUCCCACUGCAGCAGCUGACCUUCAUGGUGCGCCACCACCUCACAUAUCAUCAGACCAAGUAAACUCCGCAAGCUCCUUCCAAACUGGAGAAACACAUGACAUCAGUGCCCACCUGACUCUUGAUGUUCAGCGACCUCCCAGAUCUCCAUGUGCUCAGAGCUUCUCCAUGAUGUUCGAAUGGAGGCAACAGGAUCUGCCACAUAAUAACCUCUUCUUCUCAUCUUCUUCCUCCUCUCCCUUCUUCUUCCUCUCAUCCUCCUCCAUGCGCCCUCGCUCCCUCACUCCUCCCUGCUCGGCUAGCCGCCGCUUUGCCGCCCGCUGCCGCCUUGUUGCAGCCCCCAUGACUGCAAUCUUUGAAGGGGAAGAUGAGGAGGAAGUUGAAGAGGAUUUCAACGAGUCAUUGGGAGCUGAUGGAGAAUCCAGUCUGACACUGGUUGAGACUGCUUGAUGGACAAGAAAGCUUGCUGAUGUAGCUGGGAGCAGAUGGAUGUUAGACACCACAGAAAAAUUGAAUGUGGUCAUGAAUGUGUGGCUCAGCUGACUCAGUUGAAUCUCACCUGAAGCAUUUAAUUGAAUGCACUAAAGCACACUUCCUAAUUAACUACAUCAGUCACCUAAAAGGAUGUGUACAAUAUUAAUGGUUUCAAGAAAAGAAGCUUGUUGCGAUGACACAAGAGUUUUACUCCAACAGUUUCUUCGCUUUUUAUUUCAUUUUAAUACACUAGUUAUGUUUUCCAACAUGAGUGACACUGAAUUUCUUUGAGAUUGAUAAAUUCACGUUCUUCUGUCUUCUGCACUUUAUAUUGGACAAGAAACCCGUGUUUGUUCUACACAUGAGAAUUUUGUUUUCUUCAGAUCACACUUUAAAUAUUCUGAAACAGUCAGUUAAUAAUAACACUGUUGAGCAGUACAUUUUAAAUUUAUAUCUUUAAGCUCCCCCAAAGUUUUCAGCAACUUCUAGUAUAUACACAUCUGUGUUGAAUUGGAUAUCCUCUGCUGGAGGUGGAGGUGGUUCCUCAUGUGGAUCCAGGAAUUGUGUAAAGGACUGACUUUUCACAUCAUAUUCAUAUUCACAAAUCAAACUGAAAUACAUGGGAGAUACAAUCUUGAUGUUCUUAAGAAAAUAUCAACAACUAAUCUAUAUGAAGAUCCAUCUAGACCCACAUCAUGGAUGAUGUGGAGGGGAGCCAGUAUAAUGUUAAAAAUUAGUUAAAAAAAAAGUGAUCCAAAAACAAAUUAAUUUAUCACAAUAAGAAAAUAUUCCUGAAUUUUGUAUUCUGUGCUCAAGAAAUGUUUUUAUGGUUGCAGUUAAUCAUGAAGUUAAAAACUUAAGCCACAUUCAAAUCAAUUAGGUCAAAAGAUCGGGGAAAACAAAAUAAAUUAAGCAUUGGUUUUUAUAAUAUCACAAUGCUUUCAGCAAAAUAAAUGUUCGAUACUGACCCUUAAAUCAGCCAAUUCUAACUAUUUGUUGGGAUUUAUUAUUAUCACUUGAGUAAUUUUAUUGUCCUGCUGGGCUGAUGUGUCUCCAAAUUUAAGCAUCAGUGUAAAUGUUUUAAUGGCUCGUGUUUUAUUUUGAUGUUUGUUUCAGUAUAAUCAUUUAAAAGUCUGAUUUUCUACAUUAUGACCAGCUGCAUUCACUGAGACUGUAACUAAUAAGGAAUGGAGUUGGUCCUUUUCUGUAAAUAUCCCUAUAUUCAUUCGUCUCUCUUAUCUCUUUUCUUGUUUGUAUGACUUUUGCAGCUGAAUCUUUGUUUCUAUUUUGUAUAGCAUUUUCAGCCUCCAGCUUAAUGAGUCACACAACACUCGCAUUCAGUUUUCACCCUCAAAUCAGAUUUGUUUUUCUCAUAGUAGGCAUCUAUGGAAGCUUGUUUCCAUGACUGACAAAAACAAAAUAAAAACAAAAAAUGAAAAUUUUUUCCAUUCAUACUUCGAAUUUUCAGGUUAUCUCAAAAUUUUGACUUAAUUCCAAGUUUAUUUUCUCAGAAGUUUGAGUUAGUCAGUCAAACUUUUAAUAUUGAGAUGAUAACCUUAAAUUUCGACUUAUGGAUUGAAAAAAUCCGUCGGGUUUUUUUCAGCGAUGGAUGCAAACUUCCAUGGGCAGCAGCUAAUACGACUACAAACUAUCAGAAUGAGGAUGUAACUUUUUAGGGUGGAGACUUUGUAUUUAGAAACAUAAUCUUAUCUUCUUUCUGUGUGAAAAUAAGAGGUUGAGAUUUACUAUAUUAACCAUAAAAUGAAUGAAUUUACUUGGGAAACUGAAAUAAAUGAGGAAAGCACUGUGAGAAAAGAAGUCAUAGGUUAAAGUGAUGAUCGGGAUGAAAUGGAGAACUGAAUGUGUAGAAAAGCAGCAAAAAGGUGGAAAUGAAAGAAAUGGAAAUGUAUGUAAAAAGGUGAAUGUAGAAAUGGAAGCAAUAAAGGAC
Oreochromis aureus is the source of this 7883-nucleotide messenger RNA. It is a transcript of the gene nhsl1a, whose product is annotated as NHS-like 1a. Gene Ontology annotation, biological process: cell differentiation. NCBI's taxonomy places the organism in Eukaryota, Metazoa, Chordata, Actinopteri, Cichliformes, Cichlidae. The coding region runs from base 122 to 5911 and encodes 1929 amino acids. The record is from RefSeq and is a predicted model, not a curated record. The transcript is spliced from 8 exons.